AUGUGUGGUAUAUUUGCUUCAUUCAGAAACCCUGAUGUUCAGGCUUACAAACCAAAAGCUUUACAAUUAUCCAAGAGAAUCAGACACCGUGGUCCAGAUUGGUCAGGUAACAUUGUUAAGAACUCUACUAUUCUAGUUCACGAAAGAUUGGCUAUUGUCGGAUUGGACUCUGGUGCCCAACCAAUCACUUCCGAAGAUGGUUCUUACACUUUGGCCGUCAAUGGUGAAAUUUACAACCAUAUCAUGUUGAGAGAAGAAUGUGCAAGCUAUCCAUUCAAGACUUUGUCUGACUGUGAACCUAUCAUUCCAUUAUACGAAAAGUACGAUAUCGAUGCUCCAAAACACUUGGAUGGUAUGUUCGCUUGGUGUUUGUACGAUUCUAAGAAGGAUCGUAUCAUCGCUGCCAGAGACCCAAUCGGUAUUACCACUCUUUACAUGGGUAGAUCCUCUGCUUCUCCAAAGUCUGUUUGGUUCUCCAGUGAACUGAAAUGUUUGACCGAUGACUGUGAUGAAAUCAUUGCUUUCCCACCAGGUCACGUAUACGACUCUGAAACUGACAAAUUGACCAGAUAUUUCACUCCUGACUGGUUGGACGAAUCCAGAAUUCCAACCACCCCAGUUGACUUUAAGGCUGUUAGAGAAAGUUUGGAAAAGGCUGUUAGAAAGAGAUUAAUGGCUGAAGUUCCUUACGGUGUUCUAUUGUCCGGUGGUUUGGAUUCCUCUUUGAUUGCUGCUAUUGCCGCAAGAGAAACAGAAAAAACUAAUGCCGAACUUGAUCCAGUUGUUUAUGACAGUGACCCACAUCAAUUGGCUGGGCUUGACGAACAAGGUCAUCUACAUGCUGCUGGCUGGUCUAGAUUGCACUCAUUCGCUGUUGGUUUGCCAAACGCUCCAGAUUUACAAGCUGCUCGUAAGGUGGCUACAUUCAUCGGUUCUAUCCAUCACGAACAUACUUUCACUUUACAGGAAGGUCUAGACGCUUUGGACGAUGUUAUCUACCACUUAGAAACUUACGAUGUCACUACUAUCCGUGCUUCCACCCCAAUGUUCUUGCUUUCUCGUAAGAUCAAGGCUCAAGGUGUUAAGAUGGUUUUGUCCGGUGAAGGUUCCGAUGAAAUCUUUGGUGGUUAUCUAUACUUCGCACAAGCUCCAUCAGCUGCUGAAUUCCACGUCGAAUCUGUCAAGAGAGUUAAGAACUUGCACUUGGCUGAUUGUUUGCGUGCUAACAAAUCUACCAUGGCUUGGGGUCUAGAAGCUCGUGUUCCAUUCUUGGACAGGGACUUCCUACAACUAUGUAUGAACAUUGAUCCAAACGACAAGAUGAUCAAACCAGCUGAAGGUAAGAUCGAAAAAUACAUUCUAAGAAAGGCAUUCGAUACCACGGAUGAACCAGAUUUGAAACCAUACUUACCAGAAGAAAUCUUGUGGAGACAAAAGGAACAAUUCUCCGACGGUGUCGGUUACUCUUGGAUUGAUGGUCUAAAGGAUGCAGCUGAAAGCACUAUCUCUGAUGAACAAUUCGCUCAACCAAAGGCUGAAUGGGGUGACGAUAUUCCAACUACCAAGGAAGCCUACUGGUACAGAUUGAAGUUCGAUGCUUUGUUCCCACAAAAGACCGCUGCUUCCACUGUCAUGAGAUGGAUUCCAAAGGCUGACUGGGGUUGUGCUGAAGAUCCUUCCGGUAGAUACGCCAAGAUCCACGAACAACACGUUGAUAAAAAAUAA
Messenger RNA from Kluyveromyces lactis, 1725 nucleotides. RefSeq names its product asparagine synthase (glutamine-hydrolyzing) 1 (gene ASN1). Bases 1 to 1725 code for a protein of 574 amino acids. Gene Ontology annotation, cellular component: cytosol. Lineage: Eukaryota; Fungi; Ascomycota; Saccharomycetes; Saccharomycetales; Saccharomycetaceae. The transcript has a single exon. The record is from RefSeq and is a predicted model, not a curated record. Gene Ontology annotation, molecular function: asparagine synthase (glutamine-hydrolyzing) activity.